GGGAACCUCGGGCGACUUGUGAGGCGAGGCAGUCAGUCGCUCUCAGCUACAACAUGCAUAACGCAUGAGAGACAGCCACAUCUUCUCUUAUACGUGUAUUUUCUUUUUACUCCAAAUAGUACGAAAUUAUAUUUCAUCCCACAUAUUCCACAUGGUUUAUGGCGAAAGCAACAUAAGGACAUAUAGUUGACGAAUAAUUCAACGCACUGGAGUUUGUGUGUGACGGGAGUGUUUUUGAAUAAUUUCCGUCCUUGAAUUGAAAAGUGAUUCGUCAGUGUUCAGUGGAGUACGCGUUGGUUAUCAUCGUAUUGCGACAUUUACGAACUGGUGUUGUUGUCAAAAAGUUGAAAAACACUCCGAAAUUCCCGAAAAAAAAUAUAACUUUUAUAGUGAACUUCCAACAGCUCUACAGAUUUCAAUGAUUUUUUCAUCGUCGAUUGUAAGGAAACCAUAAAUAAUGUGCAAAAGUGGACAAUCACCUACAAAUAUACCCGGAUGACUGUGUGCUACGGGGAGUUACAUGAAAAACUGAAAAAAAAAUCAUUCUUGGGUUUUCCAUUCUACAGUGAUACAGUAUACGGUACAUUAAAAAAGUGAAUUUGUGAUUUUUCUCAUUUAUCGUUUAUUUCUAUGACAGCAAUGGGAAAAAAGGUGUAUAAAAAUGUAGUGAAAAAAGUGACAACGUGGAGUCUACCACCGAAUAUUGGUGAUGAAUGGGCCUGGAAAAUUUACAAUAUUUUGACUUGAACUGAGAAGCUGAGUGCUGUGACAGGAAAAAAUAUCAUAAGUUAUAAUUCUUCACUCUCAGUCAUUUUGAUAUCUAGUCGGAUUCCCAUACUCCCAUACAACAGUGCACAACAGUGAAUAAAUUGCUCACAUUCAUUGACUGACUUUGACUGCUGCAUUACAUGAUUAAAAAUCAUUAGUUUUCACUAAAAGCCCAGGUUGCCUAUACUACGCGAAAAGUUAUAUGGGUUGAAGUUUCAAAGCCCAGUGAUUAUGAAAUCGGGCGAAUAGUGCAACUCUCAUCAGCCAACAAAAUAAAAAUAUUUUGUAGUUGGUAAGGGUGUUGAAAAACCGCAACCAGCAAGUGGUGCGGUUACGAUUCAAUGGUGAGGGAGUAGAUGGCAGCUACCACGUACAUGCCGGUUAGUAGCGCAGUGUCAGCCGACCUGGACGGUGGUUCGGGUACAGCUAUCGGUAUGAACAUCGCUGUAGGUGGCUACUCAUCGGGUUCGCCCCGUAGCGCCGCCGACGCCGGUGAAAUGAAGUACAUGCCGGCACCCCAGCAUCAUCAUCAUCAUCAUCAUCAUCAUCAAGUGUCAUCGUCACCUUCUCCAAAUGGCUUGACCCAUCCGACAAGUUUACCAACGGCAAAUCCAUGGGUUAGUCUUCAACCGGGAAGCGAUCCCUGGGCAGCAUCGAUGGGGAUGCACCACACCACUCAUCAUCCACACCAUCAUCCACACGCUCAGGGCAAUUCAAGCUUAGAUGUUAAACCUUUGGCAGCCGCAGCGACGGCAACUGAAUCGGUCCAAGGAAUGCAUCACCGUGGUCCCCAUCAAUCACCUGGAAUGGGGUCACCACAUUCAUGGCAUGCACCAGUAGUAUCGUCGGCCCACUACAAUCCCAGUGGAGGGGGCGCAUCACCAACGACAUUACAACAAUACCACGCUGCAAUGAAUGGUAUGCUACAUCAGCAUCCACAUCAACAUCCCCAUCAACUUCAUAAUCAUCAAACUGGUCUACCCCAUCAUCUGAGGGAUGCUCAUAAUCACAGUCCACCAGCCGGGCAUCCACUUCAUUCUGGUCAUCCAUUAGACAGGGAUCACAGCGCUGGUGAAGAAGACACACCGACGUCUGAUGAUCUCGAAGCAUUUGCGAAACAGUUCAAACAACGACGUAUCAAAUUGGGUUUCACUCAGGCUGAUGUUGGUCUUGCACUUGGUACACUGUAUGGAAACGUCUUUUCCCAAACGACGAUAUGCAGGUUCGAAGCUUUACAACUCAGUUUCAAAAAUAUGUGUAAAUUAAAGCCCCUUCUGCAAAAAUGGCUGGAAGAAGCGGAUUCAACGACUGGUUCACCAACGAGUAUUGAUAAAAUAGCGGCGCAGGGUAGGAAACGAAAAAAGCGAACAUCAAUCGAAGUAUCAGUUAAGGGUGCACUAGAACAACAUUUUCAUAAACAGCCGAAACCAUCAGCCCAGGAAAUUACCUCUCUUGCGGAUAGCUUACAAUUAGAAAAAGAGGUUGUUAGGGUGUGGUUCUGCAACCGUCGGCAAAAAGAGAAACGCAUGACACCGCCGAAUACACUUGGCGACGGUAUGAUGGACGGUAUGCCACCUGGACAUCAGGGACAAAGUUUACAUCAGGGCUAUCAUCCUCAGGAUCAUCUCCAUGGAUCACCAAUGGGACAUAGCCAUAGCCCACCAAUGUUGAGUCCUCAGGGCUUAACAGCACAUUCUCUUGCGGCUCACUAGCGUUCGCCGGGGCCUCCCCCGCUGGGCCUCGCCAUAACCUCGCAAUCGAAUUCAACCACCAGUCCUGAUGGACUACCACCCUUUUAUCAUCACUACCUCCAGGCACGAACUACUGGAUAUGGUGCUUCGUAGCUGCAGUGGCAGUGCCAUCGUCAUCAGAACCAACAGUUUGAACAACAUAUACAGUUUAUAACGUGUCAAUUGGAUAAUGACGAUCUGGAAGAUAAUUAAUAACUAAUUUAUAUACAAAAGAGGGUUAUUUUCGAUACGGGGAUGACAACGAGGCCUUAAUCGGAGCACCGGGGAGGCCGACGCAAGUGUUUCUUUUGUGUCCGGCUUUAUUGAUUAUUGACUCUGGAAAACAUCAAAGGGCCGUGAUGAUCGAAAUAAGAAAAGUGAAAAUAUUCGGCAAACUUUUUACAAUACUGUGAAUAAACUAAAAUUUAAAAAUUCUAUAAGCGAAGUGAAAAAUGAUAUUUUACAAACUUUGUGUAGAUGAAAGAAAAACGAUGCAAGUUAAGUGACAAGGAGUUUUUAAGUGAGCAGAAUGCUUUCUCCCACGGACAACACUGAACACUCCAACUAAAGAAGAAAAGACGAUGUGCAAAUAAAAUUUGGAUGGACAUUGCAAACGUCAUUGUAACAUCGUUGUUCUCAACGUUAUUGUUGAUAAAUUGUUGUUUGUUCGUUUCCUGUGGCGGGUGUCUCUCUCUCUCUCUCUCUCUCUCUUUCUCUCUCUCUCUCUCCCUCUCUCUCUUUCUCUCUCUCUCUCUCUCAGUGAAGUGUUUCAGCGUGAUAUAGAAAUGAUUAAUAGGAGAAAGAAACAUCGUCCUUAAGUCAUUACGCAUCGCAAAACCGUUGUGCAAAAUCGAGAAGAUGUGGAGAAAAUGUUAUUUUUUUUCUUCAUUGUCAACUCCAGCUCAAAGAAAUGGACCAGUGUUGUGUUAUUUUCUGUUUUUUUCCGAAGACGAUCAUGUAAACCGUGUGUGUGUAUUGUCCGGUAACUGUGUGUCCUCUCGAUUUGGUUUUAUUAUCGCGGAAUAAUUAACGUCAACGAAACGAAAAAUCGCCUGUCUACUGUGUUGAUGAUGGAAAACUUGGAAUCUAGCAAAAAAGUAAACGUUUUAUUUUAAAAAGAAAACUUUUAUGCCGCCAAGAAGUUAGUUCGCUCGACCCAGUCAGAGUGAGUACGAUUUUGAAAAUCAACACAGAAAACCUUGCUCGCCAAUAAUUGGCAGUAUGAAAUAGUUGAAAAGUGAUAAACUCAAGCCCUGAAUCGUGAAAUUCAAGAGUUAAAUUCGAAUUUUUUUCCUGGCAUUUAUAGUCUCAGAGAGGUCACAGAGAAGGACAUAACACACUUGGUAAUGGGCACUCGAAAAAUAUUUUAAAAAUACCAUCAUAGGUAUAAUAGAGGACAAAGUAUAGGUACGUGAAAAAUGCGUAAAAAGUACACACACACAUACACUUACAUACACACACACCCACAGAGAGAGGGACUAACGCUCGUAGACAAACCUUAUAUCGCGGGGGAGUACUCUUGAGCUCGGAUAGAAUCCACCGGGUGAUGUAAUAUAAGUAAAUAUGGGUUGUAAAUAUUGUACCACAUUAAAUUAGUAAGUCGAGAGAGCCUACUGCGUUGCGCGUCAUCGAAUAUAUAAUACCUUGAUUUUUCUUCGUUUUUUCAUGUUGAAUUUUUCUUUAGAUUAAUGAAGCAAAAAUAUCCAUUCGCGGGGCUUGCUAUCUACUUGUGAAAAAAAAAAUGAGAACAGAGAAAAAUAAUUGGAAAUAAUUGAAGGAAGAGUAGAAAUAACACCUGUGUGAAUCGCACCUUGACAUGACAGUGUAUAAAUUUAUGCAAAAGAUUGAACAAAAAAAUGAUGACGAUAGCUAAUCUUAUUUUCUGAUUAUGUUUCUUCAAUUAGGUAACGAUCAGAAUUUUCCUCGCAAUCCUCCGCUCUACCGGUGAUGUUUUUCUUUAAUAUUAUAGUGAAAAUUUAGAAAGAAAUACUUCAAUCGGCACAAAAAGACAAUCAGACACAUAGUUAUCAACUGAAUUACUAUGAUUAUCUACCAUCUACAAAAUUAUUACGAUUAUUAAAAAUUAAAAAAUUUUCAUCAUUGUUAUUAUAAAAUUAUUAUUUCUUUACGUUCUCGGAAAUGGAGAAUGAUUUCGUCUUUUUGUCCUAAUAACUGAAGCUGCAAAUAGUCAGAAGUUGCGAAAACACGGGACUUGCGAGGGAAUUGCCGAUAGUUCCUUCAGUCGUUAUUAUUACAUAUUUUUUGGUUUUUGUUAUUGUAAUGAAACGUGGGUGUACAGUGAGAAAGAAAUCGAAUUAUGUGACGUUGUGAUUGAUUGGGGGCUGCGGUUAUAGAAAAACGAAAUGAAUAAAAAAAAUUACUCGUUGAAAAUCACCACCGACAAUUCUGAAUUGACUAGCUUAUAGAAUUCCUACCUGUUUUCGUUUGUAAAAAAGAAAAAAAACUGAGAAAAAUUAAAUAAAAGUAAACACAGUAAAUGGUUUUGGCAUUACAGGUUUUUCAUUCGGUCAAUUUUUUCGUCAAAUGUUAAUGCUGCCAAUAAAUACUAGAUUGUCAACUGAUAAAGUGGAAUGCAAAAAAUUACAAGAUCUCGUGUAAAAGAAAACGCAACGAUGAAAUCUUCACAAUAGUAAUCAUAUGCGAAGAAAAAAUAGAAUAAUAAUAAUACACGAGGGUUUUUGUGUUAUACAUGCCAAAUAAAUUAAAAACAUAAAAUUGGGUUGAAUAUCAAAGAAUGAGAGUGAAUGAAAACCGUUGUAUGAUAUAUGAGACCAUGCAAAAAAUGACAAAAAUACAUAAAAAGAUUACUUACAAGAAAUGAGAAGAAUCGACUAAAAUGAUUUAAAAAACAUUCCAAUCCCCUCUGUAUAUUAUUAUAUUGAAUGCUAAUUAUUAUUAACGUAAAAUAAAAAAAAUCAGACAAAAUGAAAAUUAUAUGAAAAUGACUUAAAAAAUUUGACGAGUGGUAACGUUUUGUUAGAAUGGCAGAAAUUAAAUUACUACUGAAUUUUAAUUAAUAAACGAGAUGAAAGUAUAAAAUAA
Molecule: messenger RNA, 5561 nt
Organism: Diachasmimorpha longicaudata
Lineage: Eukaryota; Metazoa; Arthropoda; Insecta; Hymenoptera; Braconidae
Gene: vvl
Product: ventral veins lacking
Exons: 1
Coding region: 1125-2480 (451 amino acids)
Biological process (GO): regulation of transcription by RNA polymerase II; brain development
Cellular component (GO): nucleus
Molecular function (GO): DNA-binding transcription factor activity, RNA polymerase II-specific; RNA polymerase II cis-regulatory region sequence-specific DNA binding
Source: RefSeq, a predicted model, not a curated record